Messenger RNA from Eruca vesicaria subsp. sativa (arugula), 1451 nucleotides. Lineage: Eukaryota; Viridiplantae; Streptophyta; Magnoliopsida; Brassicales; Brassicaceae. The record is from the annotation of a GenBank genome assembly.
GCCCAUGGUUUCGCUCCACUCUCCUACGAAUCUAUCUAUCUUCUUCCUCAAAAAUCCACUUUUAUCGAAUCCCUUACCCUUUUAAAACACAUUCCCUUUUUUUCUCACCGUCUCCUCGUUUAUACCAAACACUGUUCGUUCUUUUAUCUUUUUCAUCUUCUUCUUCUCCCUGUCCGAAUCAAUAACCAUAUUGAAUGGGAGCUGGUACAGUUGUUGUGAGAGAUCGAGUGCGGAAAGAUCUCUCUGAGAUUUCAAACAAAACCAAUAUUCCGGCGACGAAACCCAUCGUUUCCUCCGCCUCUCCGGAGACUCGUUCAAUCUCACGGAAGAAGAUCCAACGGCGGAGCAAGAAAGCCGUGAUCUCUCCCGUACAGAAGCUAUUCGAAACUUGCAAGAAAGUAUUCGCUAAUGGCAAACCCGGCGUCGUACCGUCCCAAGAACACAUUAACAUGCUUCGAGCCGUUCUCGACGAAAUCAAGCCUGAAGAUGUUGAUUUGAGCCCUAAGAUGCCUUAUUUCCGAUCUAAAUCGACCGGGCGACCUCCAGUGACGUAUCUCCACAUCUACAAAUGUCAUAGCUUCUCGAUGGGCAUUUUCUGUUUACCACCAACUGGUGUAAUCCCACUUCACAAUCACCCGGAGAUGACUGUGUUUAGUAAGCUUUUGUUUGGUACAAUGCACAUCAAAUCCUAUGAUUGGGUCGCUGAUUCUCCCCAGCCGAGUUCGGAUACUCGUUUGGCGAAAGUGAAAGUAGAUUCAGACUUUACAGCACCUUGUGACACUUCUAUACUCUACCCUGCCGAUGGAGGGAAUAUGCAUUGCUUCACCGCGAAAACAGCUUGUGCGGUUCUUGAUGUUCUUGGUCCUCCGUACUCCGACCCUGCAGGACGUCACUGUACUUACUAUCUCGAUCACUCGUUCUCAAGCUUCUCAGUUGAUGGAGUUGAGGUUGGGGAGGUGGAGAAGGAAGGGUAUGAGUGGUUGAAGGAGAGGGAAGAGGAGCCUGAGGAUUUGACUGUUACGGCGAUGAUGUAUAGUGGACCAAUAAUCAAAGAAUGAAUGUGUAGGAAAAAAAGAAUUCUCUUUUUCGUUUGUUGUUCUUUCUUUUAACUUCUUUUUAUGUGUGAUUUUUGGGUUUCUGUUGGUUUUGUCUGUAUAUAAAAAGAAGUCUUUGAAAGUACACACAACACAAGGACAAAUCUUGAAUUUGGAUAAGGCAGAAUAGUAGCGCAAGUACACAUUUUGUCGGAAUAUUGUACUGUUUAGGCAUCAUCACCAUGAUCCUUUGUUAGAAGUUGUUGAGGUGUCUUUCACAUAAAUAUAAGUUUGUAAAGUCAACAAACAAGGAUUCAUGUAGCUCAGAUGCUCGAGCGCUUAACGUGCAGAGCCCCCCGCAUCUCCCAUUUAUAUGUUGAGACCAGUAAAGGGCUACGAAGUUCUUGCAUGCUUCAA